CAUAUACACACUGUGCCACACACAUCAAAUUGAAAACAUAACCAGUCUUUCUCCCAGGAAUGGUAGGCAUCCUUCAGUGAAUGCUGACCUGUUCUAUGAGCCAAGGAGGGAGGGUCAGCGAGCGAGGGAGAGGGAGUACAGCUCCUGAAGGGAGGGAAGGUCUUAAGGAGAUUGAAAGAGGACCGGAGAGGGGAAGGACUGAACUGAAAGACGUAGAAGAGAGGAAGACGAGACAGAUACAGACAAGAAGAAGGGACCUGAGAUAGAGGAGGCCAGGGGACGUUGUUGAGAGUGGCCCCUCUCCUGUCCGGUUUCGCGUGCACAUUUCUGGGUACAGGACAGGACGAGGCCCCUCGGGGGCUGGAUCAUGGGACAGAGCCUUCGUUUGGAAACCCCAGCUCAGGACCCACAACAGCACAACAAUGGCGAUGAUGAAGUUGAGCAGCAGCACAGCACAAUGGGAGAGGGUGGCAGCACGGGGGAUGGUACCCCUCCCCCUAAACGCAAGGGCAAGUUCUCUACCCUUGGCAAGAUUUUCAAACCGUGGAAGUGGCGGAAGAAGAAAAGCAGCGAGAAGUUUAAGGAAACUUCAGAAGUUCUGGAGAGAAAGAUGUCGAUGAGGCGUACGAGGCAGGAGCUUAUAGAACAGGGAGUGCUGAAGGAGGUCCCGGACAACGAAGCCGAUGAUGCACAAAACCUGAAGCAGCCCUAUGUGAAGAAUGGCCACACUCUGCCUGUGAGUGGAGGAGGUGGAGUGGUCGGAGGAGUCAGCAGUGGCAGGAGCCCGUGCAACCAAGGGACGCUUCCCUCGGACUCAGACUUUAGGAUGAACCCAGCCUGGCUAGCCCAGCCAGAGGACCGCAGGGGGCGCUUUCCCAUGGAUGGUGACCGCCGGGGAGCUCAGGGCUCCAGGGGCACCGGACUGCAAGAGGAUGUGCGAAGAGGGGGAGGGGGAGGGGGUGGGCCACGUCUGCAUGUGGAAGGGGAGUGGAAGUCCAACAUGGCCUGGCAGGGUCAGAUCCAGGGCCAGAUGGAGGACGGGAGGCGUGGGGGCAGGCUUCACCCUGAAGAUGGGCAGAAGAGGCCUGGGCUGCAGAAGGCCCCAUCAGAGGACGGCAGGAGGAGUCGGCCUGCGGAAACUGACUGGAAGCCCACCCUUCCUCGACAUGCAUCUGCUGAGGAGGGGAGGGUCCGCAGAGAGUCCGACAGCCAUUUUGUCCCUGACCCUGAAGUGUUGCGGGACACCCUGCGGGAACCGCUGCCUCCCAAGCAGUCUGUCAUGCCUCCAAAAUGGUUGAUGACCUCCACUCCUGAAUCAGGCAGUGACGGAUCACCUCGCACCCCAUCCAACCACCCCACAAGCCAGUAUUCCUCCUCCUCCUCGGCUGUAGUGGUCAAGCCUGCUCGGACCAUCUCCUCCGCAGGUGGCAACCCUCAGAUACAGUCGUCAGCUGUGGCCUCCCUCGCCCCAGCCUCCACCCCGCAGGCCACCAAGCAGCCUCCCCUGCCCCCACCCAAGCCGGUUAACAGGAGCAACGCUACAAUGCUGGCCUCCGCCCUGCAGGGGGGAGAGAACUCCCAGCUUCCACUCUACUGGUCCUGCUGGAAGCGAGAGUGCGACUAUGAUGUCUACCUGUCCCUACCAGUCUACCUGUGCCGGCGGGCCGGAGGCCUGCGCUCAGGCGACCUCACCCAAGCCACUGGGGGUGCCAGUCUUGUGCCAGCCAAGCCCUCCCCACCAAUGCCCCCUAAGAGGACCACGCCUGUCACCAAACGCAACACGGAGGACACCUCUGCGCCAACUCAUGCCAUCAGCCCUUUGACACUUUCUCCAGAGGACCAUAGCAGCCUCCCCAUUGGUUUUCCGCUGCCUCCCCCUCCCCCGUCUCCCCCCCUGCCAACCCAUAUACCACCUUCUCCGCCCCGCCAGCACAUACAUACCCACCACCUCCACCAUCAGCACUCCUACCCACACCCACUGCCCCAGCCCAUACCCAUGCUGUUUGACCCACCAAGCCCCACCAAUGAGCCUCCCCAACGCCCAGCUCCUGUCCCGCUGCACAUCAUGAUCCAGAGGGCCCUGUCCAGUCCCGGCCCAGCCCAGCCCCAUCCAGACAGCUCACAGCGGGCGCACUCCCUGCUUUUUGAAACGCCUGCAGAGUACCAAGGAGAUCGUGGUCGCCCCCUGCCUGUCAGCAUCCAACCACUAAAACUAGCUGAAGACGACUACUCAGAGGAGGAGGAAGAAGAAGAGGAGGAUGAUGAGGAAGAGGAGGAGUAUGAUGGCGAGAUACCCCAGCCGGAGCUGGAGCCUCGGAGUCGCCGGUGCCUGAUCGGAGACUCCGGUGUUUGUGUCAUCCCGGAGGGAAGCAACAGCAGUGAGGAGGAUGAGGAGGACGAAGAGGACGAGGAAAGAGAGCAUGACAUGCAUGGGGAGGACAGUGACUCAGAUGGUCCUGUGCUUUAUAAAGAGGAAGACUCUGAUGAAGAUGAGGAGGAUGAGCCCCCACCUAGUGCCCUGGCCAGCAGGGUGAAGAGGAAGGACACCCUGGCUCUAAAGCUGAGCAGCCGUCCCUCUGCCCCAGACAGGGACAGGUUCACCCAGGACAGGAGCAGCAGGGACGACCAGCCUCCAGGACAGACUGGCCUGACCUGGCAGAGCAGGGAGCAGUGGGAGGCCAUCCGCACACAGAUUGGCACUGCACUCACAAGGCGACUCAGCCAGAGACCCACUGCUGAGGAGCUGGAGCAAAGAAACAUCCUUCAGCCCAAGAAUCAGGCUGACAGACAAGCUGAGGUCAGAGAGAUAAAACGACGGCUGACGAGGAAGCUGAGUGAAAGACCAACAGUUGCAGAACUACAGGCGAGGAAAAUCCUACGGUUCCACGAGUAUGUGGAAGUCACAAAUGCCCAUGACUAUGAUCGCAGAGCAGACAAGCCGUGGACCAAGCUGACUCCUGCUGAUAAGGCUGCUAUCCGGAAGGAGCUCAAUGAUUAUAAGAGCACUGAAAUGGAGGUUCACGAGGAGAGCAGAAUCUACACAAGGUUCCAUCGGCCUUAGCCUCCCCCCUCCUCCAGGAUAACGAAGCACUUAAGUUCUCUCUGGCGAGGAGCUGCUCCCUAUACAGACCGACAGACAGCCCCUUUGUUUCCCGAAUGUACCGUACAGAAAAUCAGGGACAACCUGGAACUGACUAACAACAGGAAUGCUCCUCCCUUCCCUCCAUCACCCUCUCACUACAUUGCUUUGACUAAACUUGAGGUGGUGGGCGGCGAGGACCAGAUGCAGUAUUUCUCCCGGACAAUAUAUAUAUUAAAAAAAAAAAGGGGGAACCACGUGCCAAUGAGGGUGGUGGCAGAGGACUCACAGGGCUUACUCUCACUCUGCUAUUAUGUGGUUUCCCUCAGGGACUUGGAUCUCGUCACAACCUUUAACGCGGCCUCAUUCUGUUGCCUUUUCUCUUCUUUACUCUGUAUGGAAACGCUAACUCAUCUCGUUGACGUAAUAACACACAAUAAUAAUAGUAAUAAUAACGAUGGUGACAGUAAUAAUAUACACAGUAAUAAUAGAUUAUAGAGACAAAAGGCUGCAGCGCGAGCGGGCAGGAGGAUGAAGACUGGGAUGUGCCAUUGUAAGGCUGGACAUGCUCUGGGAUAUUGUGUGUAUUUUAUAUAAUUGUGUAUAGAUUGCAAUUGUGAUACCUUAGAAUGAAACUUGGAGAGAUCUAAUAACAAAAUAUUCUGUAAUGCACAAGAUAUUUUAUAUUGUAAUUUUGAUCACAUGAAUAGUGACGGCUGUUAUUUGAGCCUUUUUUUUAUUUGGCUUGCCUGUAUUUAUGGUUGUGAUGUGAGGUGGCCAUUUGAGCAUCAAUCUAGAUAUAGAAAAAGGAGCAAGUCAGGAGGCAGUUGGUUUUGAUGUGUGCCAACGUCACCUCUAUGCCUAAAGGACUAUAGAGUACUGGUUUUCAUAUCACUGAUUUCUGCAAUCCACUGCAUGAGCCAACACAGAGUCCAGCGCCACUGGACCUGGAUAAUCUUUCUUCAUUUCUACUUUUUUUAUGAGUUUUUGUACUUCCCUUUAAAGAUCCAACAUGCAGUGCAUUCUGUAGCCAUUUUGGAUAAGGUCAUGCUAGUUACAGCUAUACUAAGAGUUAAAAGUCGCAAAAGUUACAGAAUAUCUCAAAUUGCUGUGAGCGUAGAUCAGGGAUUUAUCAAAAAAAAAAAAAAAAAAAUCAGAAAAUGAAUCAACGGUCAACAGGGAGUCAUUUUGGCAGGAAUAUUUUAAAACUGCAGAAGUGUUUAUCAUGUGUUGUUGUCUGGCCAGUAGCUUACAGGGUUCUCUAUGCUGUGUACAGGUUGAUAUAGGUUUAACUGAUGCUUGUGUAUAUCUUGUCUUCCUUUCAUUUGAAAAGAAAUUUUAAAUAUAAUAAAAAGUAUUAUAGGUUGCUAUUUUUUUAAGCACAAAAUAUUAGUGUAUGAUUAAGUGCUACAAGAAUGGGAAUAUGAAAGUGUACCUUUUCUGUAAAAUUAAGUUCAUUUUUUAACUGAAUGUGGAAUUCUAUGGACUGACUUUAUUUUCUUUUUAGUUGUAAAUAGUCACAUCUGGGUCUAAUUAAAAAUCUUACAAUUCCUUGA
Messenger RNA from Myripristis murdjan (pinecone soldierfish), 4635 nucleotides. RefSeq names its product phosphatase and actin regulator 4b (gene phactr4b). Gene Ontology annotation, biological process: actin cytoskeleton organization; neural crest cell migration. Lineage: Eukaryota; Metazoa; Chordata; Actinopteri; Holocentriformes; Holocentridae. Gene Ontology annotation, molecular function: actin binding. The transcript has 14 exons. Bases 368 to 3061 code for a protein of 897 amino acids. The record is from RefSeq and is a predicted model, not a curated record.